CAUUUGGCAAAAGUCUUAGGGGGGUUUGGGCCGCAAAAGCAUUGCCUUGGAAUCUGGGUUAUUACUGGAUGAUUUACUUGUCAAGUCUGACCGCGAUAAUCAAUCUCCCAUGCCGAAUGUACGGCGCGGUGAAUCCUUGAAUCAACUUGUCUUUUUCGCGAUAGCAUCCCUUAGACAAAAUGGAAGAAGACAGUGAGGUCUACGUUGACGCUGCCGAAACGCAACAUGGGCAGGGAGAUAAUGGGAUGCGGAAUGGGGCUAGCCAUUCGAGACUUGAACCACCCGGGGCCGUCGCCUCAACGGGUUCAGACGACUUCGGCAUGGAUGUGGACGAGAGUAUGGAGACAAGAGAUGUCAUCUCUCUGAGUGACGACGAUAUCGUGAUUGCUCUUAUGGGCGUCACCGGCUCUGGGAAGAGCACGUUCAUCUCACUGCUAGCAGAGCAGUCGGUCCGCAUUGGCCACUCCCUGAACUCCUGCACCGCCGACAUUGAAAUCUACAGCUUCCAAUACGGCGACCGAACGGUCUACCUUAUUGAUACGCCCGGCUUCGACGAUACGUCGCGUUCCGAUACCGAGAUUCUGAAGGAUAUUGCCUUCUUCCUGGCGGGCAUCUACUCACAGAAGGUCCGGCUCGCCGGAAUUGUCUAUCUCCAUCGCAUCAGCGAUCCCAGGAUGCAGGGAUCGGCGCUCAAGAACCUGCACAUGUUCCAGAAGUUGUGCGGCGAUCGCGGCCUCUCGAGCGUGGUGCUCGCCACCACUAUGUGGAAAGGCCUCGAAGCCACCGAGGAGGGCCGACAGAUCGGCCAGCAGCGCUCCGAGGACCUUCAGAAACCUGAGUUCUGGGGUGGCAUGAUCAAGCGUGGCAGCCGCAUUGUUAAGCACGACGGCAGUCCCGAGUCGGCCAAGUUGAUCGUUGGCAGCCUCAUCGACGCUGUAACCACGGGUGGUACCAACGGCGAAGACUCUCGAGGUGCGGUGCUGGACAUCCAGGUCCAGAUGGUGGACGAGGGCAAGACUCUCGACGAGACGGCCGCUGGACAGUUUGUCCAAGCCGAGAUGCUCGAAGCCCGCCGCCGCUUCGAAGCCGACCUAGUCGAAUACCAAGCCAGCAUGGAGAUGGCCCUCCAGGAAAAAGACACCGAGAUGUUUGAGCUCCUCCGCAAAGAGAAGGAGGAUGCCGAGAGACGGGCUGCCCAGCUCAACGCGGAUCGCGACAAACUGCGCGUCUCACUGCAGCAGCUGGCACAUGAAAAGGACGCCAAAUACCAGGCGCUGGCAGCAGAGGUUCAGGCCGAGCAAACUCAAAAGAACCAAGAAUCCAACAACGCCGCCGCCUCCGCCUCACCGGAGCUUCUUCAGCUCCAACGUGAGCUAGCCGCUAUCCGGCGUGAACUCAACGAGAACAAGGCCCGCCAUACUUACGACCUCCAGCGGCAGCAAAUGACGCUCGAGCACCAGCUGGAAACCGAAGUCCGCCAGGAACGCUUGCGCGCUAGAGAACGUGAGGUUGCGCUCGUACAGCAGCAAGCCGAGCUCGAGAGCAGGAUCAAAGUCGAAAUGCGCCGCGGCCGGAAGAGAGGCGGAGGAAACCUGGCGACUUCUAUGUGCCAGGCAAUAGUCAAUCUCGUGGUUGGGGGUGGCAGUCAAGAACUCGGCGGUUUGGCGUACGGUGUGUUGGAUCAGGGUAGGGGGAGGAGGGGGCGUCAUGGAUGAGUAUCAGAGCUGUCGGUGUUUCUUUCCAAGAACGAUGAGAAUACUAGCGCUAGAGUACUCACUGGUGGAGGUUGUUGUUGUAAUUAAUUCGCUUCUUCUUUGCCUACAUCACACUGCCUGUCCGGGGACCGUUCUUGUCCUUGGGACGGGACGUCUCGACGUCCAGUCUCCCCCAGUUCACUCCGACGAAAACCCGCGAGCAUCGUGUUGCAGAUGUGAGGCCGUUCUCGGUCGCAGCCUAAGACCAGACCUUCAUCUUUGACGCAAAGGGGGGGGAAAGACCAAAUAUCAGGGUGUACCGACGUAUUCGGAUUUGUUGCGAAUUACGAUGCAGAGGCAGCGAGGAGAUGGUGGGGUGAAAGAAAGCCCACCAUCCUCCAGUCACUAAGAAUGCGGGAGCCCCACACCCAGGGACCUGAAACAGUAUCCU
Messenger RNA from Chaetomium fimeti, 2145 nucleotides. RefSeq names its product P-loop containing nucleoside triphosphate hydrolase protein. Gene Ontology annotation, molecular function: GTP binding. The record is from RefSeq and is a predicted model, not a curated record. The coding region runs from base 180 to 1715 and encodes 511 amino acids. The transcript is spliced from 3 exons. NCBI's taxonomy places the organism in Eukaryota, Fungi, Ascomycota, Sordariomycetes, Sordariales, Chaetomiaceae.